CUCCCGGACCUGCAAUCGCGGCGGGCGGGGCGUCGCGUCGGGGCCUUGUUGCGUGUCCGCCCGGACCCUCCUGUCCCGCCCUGCGCAGUCGGGAGCCAGGCGCAGUCCAGACCUGGCGGGGACAGCUGCGCCCUCGGCCCGGCACCCGGACCCUGCCGCCGCCGCCUUCGCCCACCCUCGGUCCUGGCGAUGGCCUUCGUGUCGCCCGAUGCACUCGUGACUGACCUGGACACUGAGUAUUAAGAGCUCACUUCCGUCCCCACCACAGCCGCGACGGCAGGGACACCUAGGCUCCUUAGGGCGGAUCCGCUGCUUCUUUGGACUCUCUGGCUUCGGGGGCGCCAUGGACCAAAGUGGGAUGGAGAUUCCCGUGACCCUCAUCAUCAAAGCGCCGAACCAGAAGUACAGUGACCAGACUAUUAGCUGCUUCUUGAACUGGACAGUGGGGAAACUAAAAACGCAUCUGUCCAACGUAUACCCUAGCAAACCAUUGACGAAGGAUCAGAGAUUGGUGUAUUCGGGCAGACUGCUUCCCGAUCAUCUGCAGCUGAAAGAUAUUCUCAGAAAACAAGAUGAAUAUCAUAUGGUUCAUCUAGUAUGUUCUUCUCGGACUCCUCCCAGUUCUCCGAAAGCCAGCAGCAGUAAAGAAAACCAUGAAGCACUGGCGUCUAGCAGCAGUUCUAGUUCAGAUCAUUCAGGAUCAACAACUCCAUCGUCCAGCCAAGAAACAUUAUCCUUAGCUGCUGGUGCUUCCUCAGAAGGAUUGAGGCAGCGCGCCCUUCCACAGGCACACACCAACCCAGCACAGAGUCAUCAGUUUCCAUAUGUAAUGCAAGGGAACGUGGAGCAGCAGUCCCCCGGGCAGGCCGCGGCGCCCGUGCCCGCGUACCCAGCGCUCAGCCCGCUGCAGAUGCUGUGGUGGCAGCAGGUGUACGCCCACCAGUAUUACCUGCAAUAUCAAGCUGCAGUCUCAGCACAGGCGACGUUGGGUGCCAGCGCAGUCCAGCCUCCCGCAUCCCAGCCUUUAAAUCUGGCCCGUGUUCCCGGAGAGGAGCCCCCACCAGCCCCAAACCUGGAAAACCGAGCCGUGAAUGAGAAUGUUCCCAUGAACGCCCAGGGGGGUCCCGCGCUCAAUGAGGACGACGUCAACCGUGACUGGCUGGACUGGGUGUACACGUUCUCCCGGGCCGCCAUCCUCCUCAGCAUCGUGUACUUCUACUCCUCCUUCAGCCGUUUUGUCAUGGUGAUGGGAGCCAUGCUGCUGGUGUAUCUACAUCAAGCUGGAUGGUUUCCCUUUAGGCAAGAAGGAGAUCAGCAGCGGGCUCCCAACAACAACAUAGAAAUUAACCACGACGGGCAACAUGCAAACAAUGUAGAACUUGAAGAAAUGGAACGCAUUAUGGACGAUGGGCUCGAAGAUGAGAGUGGAGAAGACGCAGGGGAAGACACCAGCAUGGUCCAAAGGCCUGGACUGAUGGCUUCGGCUUGGUCUUUUGUCAGCACCUUCUUCACUUCUCUAAUACCAGAGGGACCUCCCCCGGUUGCCAAUUAGACCUAGAAACUGUGCCAGCUGUAAAGAGGCUCUGAUUUUUAGGAAAGUGGUUUAAAUAACAGUGCAAUUUCAAAAAAAAUUUAUAACUUUCUUUUGAUCAUGAUGUACAGAGGUGUCCUAUUCUUUAAGCUUCUCAUGCAUAUGAGUGUUUUAAGCACAAAUGGACUACUAAAUGUGUGAUUUUUUUUUUUUUUUUUUAGGAUCCUAACAGAACAUAGCAUAACGGCAUUUGUCUUCCAGGUUGUAUUCAUUUCAGUUACGUAAAGGAUACCAAGACAGACCUAUCUGUGCGUGUCUUAUUUCUUUAAAGAGCUGCUUCACCUAUAAAUGUCUAUAGCUAGUAGCCCAGCCCUUUAAUGUGUAAUUUGAAUAAAUAUAUCUAUUUUCUGUGAAUUAUCCUGAAAGUUUUAAACAGAAUGACCUCAUAGUUUUUAAUAAAGAAUAUUAUUUACCUAAAAUGUGCUAGUAGCAUCUUGCCCAGCCAUAAAGCAAUAAACUUCUCAAUAAUCUUAAUUUUGACAAUUUAAUAAAUGGUGGAUACUUUCCAUUUUAA
Molecule: messenger RNA, 2105 nt
Organism: Chinchilla lanigera (long-tailed chinchilla)
Lineage: Eukaryota; Metazoa; Chordata; Mammalia; Rodentia; Chinchillidae
Gene: Herpud2
Product: HERPUD family member 2
Biological process (GO): endoplasmic reticulum unfolded protein response
Molecular function (GO): protein binding
Source: RefSeq, a predicted model, not a curated record